Molecule: messenger RNA, 2362 nt
Organism: Penaeus vannamei (Pacific white shrimp)
Lineage: Eukaryota; Metazoa; Arthropoda; Malacostraca; Decapoda; Penaeidae
Source: RefSeq, a predicted model, not a curated record
UCGACUGUUCCUAAUUUCCUGUUUUUUUCCUCCAGAUGGUCGAGGAGACGAUGAGCGAGGAGGUGGAGACCUUCGCGUUCCAGGCUGAGAUCGCUCAGCUGAUGUCCCUGAUCAUCAACACCUUCUACAGCAACAAGGAGAUCUUCCUGCGAGAGCUGAUCUCGAACUCGUCCGACGCCCUCGACAAGAUCCGCUACGAGUCCCUGACGGAUCCUUCCAAGAUCGAGAGCGGGAAGGACCUCUUCAUCAAGCUGGUGCCCAACAAGGAUGACAGGACGCUCACCAUUAUUGACAGCGGCAUCGGCAUGACCAAGGCCGACCUGGUCAACAACCUUGGCACCAUCGCCAAGUCGGGCACCAAGGCCUUCAUGGAGGCGCUGCAGGCUGGCGCCGACAUCUCGAUGAUCGGUCAGUUCGGCGUGGGCUUCUACUCCGCCUACCUGGUGGCCGACAAGGUGACGGUCGUGUCCAAGAACAACGACGACGAGCAGUACAUCUGGGAGUCGUCUGCUGGAGGCUCUUUCACCGUGCGCCACGACACUGGCGAACCCAUCGGCCGCGGCACCAAGAUCACCCUCCACCUGAAGGAGGACCAGACGGAGUACCUGGAGGAACGGCGCGUGAAGGAGAUCGUGAAGAAGCACUCUCAGUUCAUUGGCUAUCCCAUCAAGCUCCUCGUCGAGAAGGAAAGGGACAAGGAAGUCUCAGACGACGAGGAAGAAGAGGCGACCGAGAAAGAGGGCGAGGACGAGGACGACAAGCCGAAGGUCGAGGACGUGGGCGAGGACGAGGACGCCGACAAGAAGGGCGAGGACAAGAAGAAGAAGAAGACGGUGAAGGAGAAGUACACGGAGGACGAGGAGCUGAACAAGACGAAGCCCCUGUGGACGCGCAACCCCGACGACAUCUCGAAGGAGGAGUACGGCGAGUUCUACAAGUCGUUGACCAACGACUGGGAGGACCACCUGGCCGUGAAGCACUUCAGCGUGGAGGGGCAGCUGGAGUUCCGCGCCCUGCUUUUCCUGCCGCGCCGCGCCCCCUUCGACCUGUUCGAGAACCGCAAGCAGAAGAACAAGAUCAAGCUGUACGUGCGUCGCGUGUUCAUCAUGGAGAACUGCGAGGAACUGAUCCCCGAGUACCUGAACUUCAUCAACGGCGUGGUUGACUCUGAAGAUCUGCCCCUGAACAUUUCCCGAGAAAUGUUGCAACAGAACAAGAUCCUGAAGGUUAUCAGGAAGAAUCUCGUAAAGAAGACCCUUGAACUCUUCGAAGAAAUCGUUGACGAUAAGGAAAGCUACAAGAAGUUCUACGAGAACUUCUCCAAGAACCUCAAACUUGGAAUCCACGAAGAUUCCACCAACAGGAAGAAAUUGGCUGAAUUCCUGAGGUACCACACCUCCGCCUCAGGGGAUGAGAUGUCCUCCCUGAAAGAGUACAUCUCCCGCAUGAAAGAGAACCAGAAAGUCAUCUAUUACAUCACCGGCGAAACCCGCGAACAGGUGCAGAACUCUGCUUUCGUCGAGAGGGUAAAGAAGCGCGGCUUCGAGGUCAUCUACAUGACCGAACCCAUCGACGAAUACUGCGUUCAGCAGCUGAAGGAAUAUGAUGGAAAGCAGCUCGUGUCCGUGACGAAGGAAGGGCUGGAACUGCCCGAGGACGAGGAAGAGAAAAAGAAGUACGAAGAACAGAAGACCAAGUUCGAGAACCUGUGCAAGGUAAUGAAGGACAUCUUGGACAAGCGCGUGGAGAAGGUGGUGGUGAGCAACCGCCUGGUGACCUCCCCUGUGCAUCGUGCGUCGACCAUGGGCUACGCCAAGAAGCACCUGACCACAGCUGAAACCCUAAGACAGAAGGCUGAUGCUGACAAGAACGACAAAUCUGUGAAGGAUCUUGUGAUGCUUCUUUUCGAGAGCUCCCUUCUGUCGUCCGGAUUCAGCCUCGAAGACCCAGGUGUCCACGCCAGCCGCAUCUACAGAAUGAUCAAACUGGGCCUGGGAAUCGACGAGGAGGACACCCCACUGGAAGAAGGGUCAGAGGUCAACGAGGAGGAGAUGCCAGCACUCGAAGGCGACGACGAAGACACGUCUCGCAUGGAAGAAGUCGAUUAAGACCUCGACACGAUCUUAAGGGUCCCGAGUCAGUAGGAAAGUUCUUGGUGUUUAUUGGUUAAGAUCUCCAGAUUCUCGUGUGUUUUGUGUCUUUGAGAUUUUGUGUCUGUUUGUGUGCCAAUCAUAGGUUAAGGGUUUUUUAUUACUCGUGUAUAUAGGGAGCUUUAUACUUUGCACAGAGCUUGUACAUUUUAUACUGUUUAUAAUGUUAAUUCCUUAUUCACUGGUUUCAUCCUGUAGGUUUAUAUUUAUCC